AUGAAGGAGACUGCGGGUGAGUUUGUUGAGCUUCAAAUUGUGAUUGAGGGAAGCCCGGCGAGGGGAGGGGUGUUGAGUAUUGGGCUUGGAUAUGUGCGUCGUAACCUUGCUGGUACUGGUGGAGGUAAUCAGUUGGUGGAGGUGGUGAUGAUGAGGAUUGCUGAUACUGCAGAUCUUGUGCUUGGGGCUGCGAUUGGUGCUGCUGCUGGUACUGUUCUUGACCUUGGUACUGCUGCUGACGGUGACCCUGGUACUGCUGUUCGUGGUCUUGGUACUGCUCUUGGCUCUGAUACUGGUGCUGCGGGCUUUGGUACUGCUGUUCGUGACCUUGGGGCUGAUGAUUAUCCUCAAUACCCUCUGGCACAGAGUAUUCUAACCGCGACUGCUCUUGCUCCACCACUUCAGGCAGCUGCUGUUCGCGAACCCGCAACUGUUCAUUGA
Messenger RNA from Morchella importuna, 441 nucleotides. RefSeq lists its product as uncharacterized. The record is from RefSeq and is a predicted model, not a curated record. Bases 1 to 441 code for a protein of 146 amino acids. NCBI's taxonomy places the organism in Eukaryota, Fungi, Ascomycota, Pezizomycetes, Pezizales, Morchellaceae. The transcript is spliced from 2 exons.